UUGGUGAAGCCGAGUCCAGUACACCGCCUGCUGUCCUCCUGAUCAUGGCUUCUCCGAGUUCCUUCACCUACUGUUGCCCUCCACCCUCCGCCCCGGUCUGGUCAGAGCCGCUGUACAGUCUGAGGCCGGAGCACACGCGGGAGCGGUUGCAGGACGACUCGGUGGAAACAGUCACGUCCAUAGAACAGGCAAAAGUCGAAGAAAAGAUCCAAGAUGUCUUCAAUUCUUACAAGUUCAACCACCUUGUACCGAGGCUGCUUUUGCAGAGGGAGAAGCACUUCCAUUAUCUGAAAAGAGGCCUUCGACAGCUGACCGAUGCCUAUGAGUGUCUGGACGCCAGCCGCCCGUGGCUCUGCUACUGGAUCCUGCACAGCCUGGAGCUACUUGAUGAACCCAUCCCCCAGACGGUGGCUACUGACGUUUGCCAGUUCCUGGAGCUGUGCCAGAGCCCAGAAGGUGGCUUUGGAGGGGGCCCUGGCCAGUACCCCCACCUGGCCCCCACAUAUGCCGCGGUCAACGCACUAUGCAUCAUUGGUACCGAGGAGGCCUAUGACAUCAUUCACAGAGAGAAGCUGCUUCAGUAUCUGUACUCCCUGAAGCAGCCGGAUGGCUCUUUUCUCAUGCAUGUCGGAGGAGAGGUAGAUGUGAGGAGUGCUUACUGCGCUGCCUCGGUGGCGUCUCUGACCAACAUCAUCGCUCCAGACCUCUUUGAGGGCACUGCUGAAUGGAUAGCCAGGUGUCAGAAUUGGGAAGGCGGAAUUGGCGGCGUGCCCGGCAUGGAAGCUCAUGGCGGCUAUACUUUCUGUGGCCUGGCUGCCUUGGUAAUCCUCAAGAAGGAACGUUCCUUAAACCUGAAGGGCUUAUUACAAUGGGUGACGAGCCGGCAGAUGCGCUUUGAAGGUGGAUUUCAAGGCCGCUGCAACAAGCUGGUGGACGGCUGUUACUCCUUCUGGCAGGCGGGCCUUCUGCCCCUGCUCCAUCGAGCACUGCAUGCCCAAGGCGACCCGGCCCUCAGCAUGAGCCAGUGGAUGUUCCACCAGCAGGCCCUGCAAGAGUACAUCCUCAUGUGCUGCCAGUGUCCCACGGGGGGGCUGCUGGACAAGCCCGGCAAGUCACGUGACUUCUACCACACCUGCUACUGCCUGAGCGGCUUAUCCAUAGCCCAGCACUUUGGCAGUGGCGCCAUGCUACAUGACGUGGUCCUGGGUGUCCCCGAGAACGCUCUGCGGCCCACUCACCCAGUGUACAACGUCGGGCCUGAUAAGGUGAUCCAGGCCACCAUGCACUUUCUGCAGAAACCCGUCCCCGGCUUCAAGGAAGAGAGGGACGAAGCCACAGCAGAGCCGGCCACCAACUAGAGGACAAGGGUCCCCGGCUCUGUGCCAGCCACCACCCCAGCCAGACCAAGCUGAGGCUGUCAGCAGUAUCUAGUACAUUCUGUGCUGCACAAGCCUCAGCCACUCGGGAGCUGCAGCUCUCUGGUCCUUUCUCGUCAACAAAACCAAACCAUUGGCUCUGGGUGUGGAGAACACGGUGGCAUGGCUGCUUGAUUCUGCCUGUACCUGUCAAGCCAAAAAUCUCUCAGCUCCUGCGACACCCAACCCUGGCUCUGGCCUGGCCAGGCUCUAGUUGGGGACAAGUGUAUGUGGAGCGGCCCUUCCCACCAGCUCCCCAGCCCGGACAGUCUGCUGAGCUGUGAGCAUGACAGCAGCCAGGGCCACCGCUGCAGGUCCAGCCUGCAUGUCACCGUGAAGCUGCCUGGCCAGGUGCCCUCCCAGGGGCUGGAAAGAAGACUUCUCCAGAAAAACAAACAAACAAUGCUGGUGGGAUUCCCCAAGGAGGCACCCACCACCCUCUGCUUUUCUCCGUUACCAACUGGCCAAGAGGGACCUGCAUGAGCCGGAGCCCCCCUCCCGGGCCCCAGGACGAGCCCUGCCUCUGUCCAGGGCCACCAUGGUGCAUUGGCCAGAGUCGCUUCAGCCUAGCCCGGGGAACUAAUGAUGCGUGAAUGUCAGCUCUCCCUAUCAUGUGCUAGGAACCUCUCACGCCUCAAGGCCGCAGCGGCAGCCCGUGACCCUCCCGUCUGCCUCUAGCCUCCUCAGAGACAGUCAGCGUUUCUCACCCGAGUAGUAACACUACUAAGGCUUCCACCUUCAUUUCCAACUCAGGAUUUCUUCACGUCCUGCCCACCACUGGCUCACAGAAUCAAACCCAGCGGCUUAGCCGGCCGGCCGCUGCCAGGCCUGCUGGGACUGACUGCUGGUGGGAGCGAGAGCCACCACGGGGUGCGUUCACUCCCUGCAGUGCCUCUGCAGCCGCCCACGCUGCGCCCCCCUCGGCCAGUGGAGAGAGCGUCGAACUGGCCAACUGGUAGCUGCUGCGGUGACAGCGAGCGCCCCACCACCGACCUUCCUUCGUGUGAGCAGCCCUGGGCUCCAGGUGGCCGGAGCACAGAGAAGCAGCUUACCGGGCCCUCCUCAAAGACCCAGCCAGUCGCUGCCUCCAAUCCCCUCCUGCUUUGGCGUCUUGGGCUGUGUAUUACCUCCUUGAAAUAAUAAACGGACAACAUUUUCUAUGAUAGCUCUUGCUGUUCCUUCAGGAUGCCGGAUGCUGGAAGGUACUGAAGGUUCCUCCGUGGCUGCCAGUCUCCUGCAGGCUGACUUCAGGCCAGGCCUGUGCUGAUUACAGGAGCUCUGACCGCCUCUCACUCCAGUGGAGGUUGCAAACCACCUUCAAAAACCUAACUCACUGCUAGAGUCACCUGGGACCCAUGGCGACCCUAUAAGACUGAGUGGAACGGCCCCUGUGGGUUCCCGAGACUGUCGGAGUAGAAAGCCCAUCUUUCUCCCUCCCUCGGAGCGGCUAGGGCUUCGAACUCUAGACCUUGUUGGCAGCCCACCGCGUGACUCACUCUGUCACCAGGGUUCCUUGCAGUGGGAUGCCAGAGCCUGAAAAGGAGUGGGAAAGCGGGGUCCCCGGGUCUCACCCUCGCUCUCUCCUCUCGCUGCUUUUCAGGCCUUCUCUUUAGCACUGAUGCUUAAGCAAGUUGACCAUAACGUGUCUUCAUGGUACUUUUCUUCAUAUGUCUUUUGCUUGGGGUUUAUUGAGCUUUUUUGGAUCUGUGGGUUUAUUGUUUCCAAUAAAUAUGGGAAAUGGUGUUUGCCAGUUCAAAUAUCCUGUCCCAUCUCCUA
This is a messenger RNA of Echinops telfairi (small Madagascar hedgehog), 3191 nucleotides long. Its product is annotated as protein farnesyltransferase subunit beta. Gene Ontology annotation, cellular component: protein farnesyltransferase complex. The record is from RefSeq and is a predicted model, not a curated record. The coding region runs from base 45 to 1358 and encodes 437 amino acids. Lineage: Eukaryota; Metazoa; Chordata; Mammalia; Afrosoricida; Tenrecidae. Gene Ontology annotation, molecular function: protein farnesyltransferase activity. The transcript is spliced from 12 exons. Gene Ontology annotation, biological process: protein farnesylation.